AAGUUUUAAAGAACGUAAAUGUUUUGUGCUGCACGAAGAGGUGCAGCUCUUCAUCUAAUAGCUCCAUGUAGCCGCUGCUUGUUGUUCCCCCAAAAUUGCUGAUGAUGACUAUAUUUUGUUUCGAUGAUGCAACUUUGGUUCUCAGCGGUUUCGUUCUCUGCUAACUUGUUACAAAUAAUGUGUUUUCAUCUGAUGGCUCCACAAUUAAAGCCCCUCUGUGUUAAAUGUAAGUGAGAGGCAGUAAGAACGGUUAAUAUCACUCUGUAUAAUGAUGUUUGAUGACUAUAGCAGAAAUAUUGCUCAUCAUAAAUCGAAUGACAUGUUUUGGAAUUUUAUGAACGCGUUGCAGAUUAGAUAUAGCGAUGUACUUUGUUUAUGUAGCACAGAAUUUACUCAUGUAUUUUGGAGCUUUGCCAGGUAAAAGUGGCAUCAGUAGAAAUUUAAAUCCUCUCAGAAAAUCAAAAGCAAUCAGAGUUCAGCUAGAUUUGAGCACCGGCUCUAGCUCGCAUCACUGAGCUUCCUUUGUAGUUUACACAAGUGGCCUAAGCGUUUCUACAUGUGCUCUGGUGUGUUAGCAUCGUUGUGUAAUUACGUCGUUAAAACGCUAUUUGGCAGUGAUUUAUACGCUGCAUCAACUGGAUGAAAACAGUUCACGUCAGAGCUAGUGGAUGAUGAACUAGUCCCAAAUCUAUGCAGAGAAAGAGAGUUUUUUUUGGGAACUGACAGACGCAGGUCAAUGAACUGCAUGAGCAGGUGUUGACGUGUAGUUAAAUUUCCGGUGCAUCUCAAACUACGGCUGCAGGACACGAGGCAGCAAAGAUCAGACGCAGGAGCAAAGCUCCAGCUUAUGUGGCAGCUUCCUGCUGUGGCUGGAGUGGUGGUUUUAAGAGGCGUAUGGGUGUGUUCUUUGAUACGUCUCCCCGUACUGGAUCGUCUGUUAAACCUUUCUACGUCAUGCAUCUAAAUCUGUGAAUGGGAGGUUCUCUCAGUUCGGUCUUUGUAGUUUACUCCUCUGUCUGAGCUGCAUUCUCCUGGCAGAACGGUGCGUAUGAAAGAGGCUGCAUGCAGAUUAAGUUUUAAGUAUAGAUAACCACCUCUCCUCUGGCUACGUCCUGAGUCGCUGCUUUUUUACCGUGCGAUCAUCGGUGAUGAAGUCCUGCCAUGCAACAGGAAGAGAAACUGAACUACCAGCUCGUGUUUCCAGCGCGGCUCUUUGUCAGACAGAGUGAUCUGAAAAAUGGAAAAGGAGAGAAAGGAACUGAGAAGCCAUUAUUAUAUAAGGGUCAUAAAAAUAGGACUAUUACCAUCAAGGACACCAUUAUGAGAGGGCAUUUAUUCAUCAUCAUCAUCAUCAUCAUCAUCAUCAUCAUCAUCAUCAUGACCAUCAUCAUCAUCACCACCACCACCAUCAUCAUCAUCAUCAUCAUCAUCAUCUGCUGCUGCUGCCUCUGCUCCCACUACCCUCUGCCAUUAUCGUUUCCCCCUCAUCAUCAUCAUCAUUAUCAUCAUCAUCAUCAGAAGUAGCAGCCUCACCAUUAUAGUCAUCAUCAUUAUCAUUAGACUCCGUAAUCAUCCACGAGGGGUUUCCACAGGCCAGGAUAAAAGGGCAGUCUCAGCCUUCGCCUUCCCCACAUUGUGUCUCAGUUUCUGGGAAGGAAGGUGGACUCUCUCUGAAACCGCUGCGUCCUGAAGACUUGGGGAUUUUCUUUCUACCUCCUCGGACAAAUGCUUUUCUUCUUUUUGUCUUUUCGUUUUCUGAAUAUCUCAGAUGCUAUAACAAGAGCUCAAAACACACUUGACCUUGCUAGCAGCGCUAAGUAGCUGCUGAGAUCGGUUUCUCUGUGUAUCCUCUGGGUGAUGAGGAGAGUCCUGCCUACAGCCAGCUCAGUAUGGAAAGCGAAACAGACAACUCGCGCAGCACGACCGACAACGGGAGGGAAGAUGAGGGCAGAGCAACCCAGUCUGAACCCACUUUUCCUCCUUACCUGUCCUGCAGGGGAUGUGGACAGCUCCGCGAUGAGCCUCUGGGACCUGGCAUAGACCUGGUCGGUCCGUACUGCCUUAGGUGUUGCAAAGCCUCCAGGGAAGCCAAAAGCACAGACUUCUGUUCACCUUUUGGAAGCAUCGGGGGGAUCCGCUCCGGUUCCCACUCCCAGCUCGAUUGCGAGGGUUUGGGCAACGGGAUGGGCGACAAGGAACUGACGGCGGGGGACAGGCUGUCCAAACUGCACUCGUGUCACCUCUGCGGCUUCUCGUCGCGAUACGCCAACCACGUGAAGCGUCACAUGAAGACGCACAACGGGGAGAAGCCCUUCAACUGCCCCCUGUGCACGUACGCCUCGGCCCAGCUGGUGAACCUGCAGAGACACCUGCGCAUUCACACGGGGGAAAAACCCUACAAGUGCGACAGCUGCACGUUCGCCUGCAGUUCCCUGGGCAACCUCAAGAGGCACCAGCGCAUGCACGUGCCGUCUGCGGGGUUGGGGCAGGACGCUCCGCCGCGGCCUCCGGGCGGCCAGAACAGUUUGAAGAGGCACGUGACCGGGCAGAGACCUAACGAGGAAACAUCUGUCGCCGCGGGCAAAGUUUCAGAGGUUGCCAGGCCGACGUCAAACAUUAGCUUGGGAGCCCAGAACAGCGACUACCUGUCGGCGUUCGACGGGUUAAAGGGAGCGUCGCCGCCGCCCAUACCAGCCUCCAACCCGGCUCCCGGCCACCACCCCCCUCCUCCCCUGCUGGAGACGAGCGGCAGCAGCGGCAGCAGCGGCAGCAGCAGUGGCAGCAGGGCAACUAGAGGAGGCGGAGUAGCAGAUGGCGUCGCCCUCCCCCCUUCGCUUUUCCCUUUCACCUGCCGUUUGUGCGGCAUCGUCCUGGAGGACGAGGACGGCUCCUCGGCCCAGAUCUGCUCCAAGUGCACCCUAGAAAUGCUGACGAAAGACUCGUCGUCGUCUCCCAACAGCCCCGGCGAGCGCAGCGACAAGGUGUACACCUGCGCCGCCUGCCCCUUCCUCACGCACUACCCCAACCACCUGGCGCGCCACAUGAAAACUCACAGCGGCGAGAAACCGUACAAGUGCCCGCAGUGCGACUACGCCUCGGCGCACUUCGACAACCUCAAGCGCCACCACCGGGUGCACACGGGCGAGAAGCCGUACAAGUGCCAUUUGUGCGAUUACGCGUGCGGGAACCUGGCCAACCUGAAGCGGCACCAGCGCGUGCACUCGGGCGCCAAGCCCUUCCAGUGCGCCGUGUGCAGCUACAGCUGCAACCAGAGCAUGAACCUGAAGCGCCACAUGCUCCGGCACACCGGGGAGAAGCCGUACAAGUGCCAGGAGUGCGGCUACACCACCGGCCACUGGGACAACUACAAGAGGCACCAGAAGAAGCACGGCCUGGCGACGGACGGAUGGGUGAAAGUGCCGAUGACCGGCAGCGGCGAAGAGGAGGAAGUGAGGAAAGGGGUGGGAGCUCAGACUCACAGGAAAGAAGCAGGGGUGGACAUGCAGUACAUGCAGAGGGAGGGGGGGCAGACGAUACACUCGUGCUACAAACUCGAGAUCGCAUAAAUUAUAACUCAGCAAAACAAAGCUACCAGCAAACUCCUUUUUCUGACUUUCACAGAGCCCUUAGAUUGUUUCAGUGUGUGUCGGUCUUUCAGUGUUUUUGUCGGACGUCUUCUGAGGCUGCUAAUUGUUUAUCUGUAGAAACUCGCACAAUUAAAGGAUCCGGAAGAUUCUGAUGCCUUUUUUCGGAUCAAGUGAGUCGUUCCGAGUCUGUUCCCCGCAGACGAUAUUUAACACACUCUAUGUUCUGUCUCAUUCUGUACGUUAAACCACGCCAGGCUAAUUAUACAGUAAUACUUCCCUCUCCAAGUAUAAUACAUAUCUGGUCCUUCAUUACAGGACAGAGGACUCUAUCGAAUAUUCCUUAUUAUACUGAACUGAUGCACAUAUUUGCCUGAAUUGUUGAAGCUGCUCUGUGUAGUUUUUAGGACACUAUGGAGGAUUUUUUUUAAACUGACUUUGAACCAAGAAUCUGGUUGAAUCCAUGAGAUUAUUUUAACAGUAGAUUCAAUCUGAAAUAUGCUUAAUUGUAUCCCAGCUACACGGUGCAGCAGGUCCCGUAAAGGGCCCCAUGGGUUGAUUGUUUGCUUUGGAGUGUAAACUCUGGUCAUGGCAUGCCUUCAGAUUAAUGUAUGUACUACUAGCAAAGUGCUAUUUAUUAGUACUGGAAUUGUUUCUGAUCAGACAUAAAUUACGUUGUGUUACCCUCACUGAAAACUCCAGUGUUCAUUUCUCCCCAAUCUGACGUGGAAUGCCGCAGUUUCUGGACGGUGUAGGGAAAAGCACAAUCGCACACAUUAGCGGCGGCAGGGAGAGGACAAACCGAACAAAACAGACAAAUCGUCUUUCAGUUGUGGAUCAUGAGUGACUGUAGUGUGUUCAGAAUGUCCCCUUCAGAGCUGUACUCGCUACAUAUCAGUCUUUUUUUUUUUUUUUUUAAUUCGCGUUGAGGAUGUUUUUAAGGGAAGCUGUUGAAUCCCCCUCUGUUUCAAUUACUGUUUACUAUUUACUGUGAAAUUAGCCCAUUCUUGUGUUUUCUUACUUGAAAAAAAAAGUGGAUAGUAAGCAUGUGAGUGUGUAAUAGUUGUUUUAUUUUUCUAAAGUGGCUGUGAUACACCACUAGGAGUGCAUCCUUUAAUAUAGAGUUUCAUUUGAAUGUGUGGUGUGUGUCAUUCAGUUGUCGUCGGGGGAAACAAGGACUGUGACUUAAAGUUCCUCUUUGUGUUGAAGGAUAUGCAAGUGAGAUGUCUCCAAACCGGCCGCCACACGUCGGAGCGUUGACCCCGUAGAUUAGGACCGAGCGGCCGUCUGUGUCUUUAUGCAGUGUCUCAUAAAUGCCUUAAGUGAGGAUUUGGAAAUAAACACGUGGAAUUCAUUUCAUUUGAAUGUCAA
Mugil cephalus (flathead mullet) is the source of this 4955-nucleotide messenger RNA. It is a transcript of the gene znf513a, whose product is annotated as zinc finger protein 513a. Gene Ontology annotation, biological process: regulation of transcription by RNA polymerase II. Bases 1890 to 3566 code for a protein of 558 amino acids. NCBI's taxonomy places the organism in Eukaryota, Metazoa, Chordata, Actinopteri, Mugiliformes, Mugilidae. The record is from RefSeq and is a predicted model, not a curated record. The transcript is spliced from 3 exons. Gene Ontology annotation, molecular function: RNA polymerase II cis-regulatory region sequence-specific DNA binding; DNA-binding transcription factor activity.